AGCGUCUUUAACGCGGCAAAGAUUGCUAGGGAAGAAAAGUACUCCUAUAUGCUGAAAGAACGCGGUUGAGAGGAAGCUUACAUGAGUGCCUCUGGCCACGCAGAAUCAGGGAGUUGGAAAUGGCAUUCCCAAGGAGCCGUGCUUCCACCGUGAGCAGCUACGCUUCUACUCCAACGCUCAGCAGCUACCCGAGCUCUAACAUCUCCACCCCAAGCUCUAAUAUCUCCAACCCGAGCCCCUCAGCGGCGGCGAAAAGAGCCACCAAGAUCUUCACAGGCAGCAGCAACCCAAGUUCCUUUGCAACGGAUGCAAUAAGCUCCACCGGGAUCCGGCUCAUAGUUCCCACGGGAGGUUCUGCAGGAGGUCCAAAAUUCAUUGAGGGAAAGAGGCUCCAGCAGCAUCAGGAUGUUGUGGAAUCAAGCUCCUUUCCGAUAGAAGCAGUAAUCACCACUGGGGUGCGGCUCACGGGAGUUGCCAUUGGUCACAACCCUGAACUAGCAGCCACAGGAGGUCAUGUAUUCACACAGGGAAUGAAGCUUCAGCUGCAUCAGGAUGUUCUGCAAUCAGCACACAAGUUUCCUAAGCAAGAAACGAAUGGUUGGGCGCAUCCAGACCUCUGUUCACCAUCAAAGCAACUUAAAAAUGUAAGUACUUCUAUCAAGGAGAUUAAUCGCUGGGCAAGAUCUUCAACUACAUUAAAGGUCAACUCAAAUAUCCGGCUUUUGGAGUCUGUAUUUCAUUUGACACAUGUGGUAACUUCAAUGGCACCACACCCAGAUCACAUCGUCGCGAUGAUACGAGUCCACGAUGCACUUGCUGACCUGUUGCUUGUCCUGCCAAAGAAUAUCUUCCCUUUCAUGAUGCAGAAUGUCACUCCAUUUGUAGAUGAAUUAUGCCCCACAAGAGGUGCAUCAUUAUCAGCAAGGUACGGAAACACACUGCGUGGUUUGACAAAAAGCAUAAGAACUGGUCUGCAGGUACUCAAGGUCAUGAUCUUGAAUUAUACAUCUGAGGCAGUCCCACAAGGUGGUGGCAUCCAUGAGAUCACUAAAUACUUGUUGAGUUACAUCAUGUCCUUACUGGAACAUCGCACCUCUCUAAGAAUCAUCCUUAGCGACAGACAGGAAGGCACGGUUGCAAUGGAGACGCUGCAAGAUAUUGUUGCUACCUUGGUCUCUCACUUAGAAACUAUGCUUGAGAAAGAAUCUUUCCGAUAUCAAGAUGCAGGGUUGAAACAACUUUUCUUGGUGAAUAAUGCAAACUUUGUGUUACAUCAAGUAAAAGGCUCAGAGAUAAAGUAUCUUCUGGGAGAUGACUGGGUUUUGCAGCACAGAGAACAAUUAAAGGACAACAUAUCAAGGUUCGUCGAUAUUUCUUGGGAAUCUGUCAUGUACAGCUUCCAUGUAAAGACAAGCAAAAUCCCAAUAUUUUCUAGCCUACCAACAUUGAAAAUAUUUAACCUGGAAUUUGAAAGAAUAUACUGGACUCAAAAGAUGUGGACAGUUGAAAAUCCUCUGCUUCGAUCCGAUAUGCGUAAAUCGGUAUCACAGAAGCUUGUUCAGGCUUACAGAUCAUACCUUGAGGAUCACCAAAACAAGGUCGCAAAGCUUGUGAAGUACACCCCUGAAGAUCUUGAGGAGCUGCUGUCAGAACUGUUUGAAGGAUAAUAAUGGUCAAAACUAAUAAGACGAAGAAGUACAUAUGCACGUCACCAGUCUUCUGCAAUAAAUUUGAAGUAUAAAUGAUCCCUUGAGCUAGGAGGAGGACGAUCAGAUGCAUAUCCUUAACUUGCAUAACGAAUGUGGAACUGUAAUAAGCAUAUCCUUGAUAUGUCAAGAUUGAACUGUAAAUUAGCUUCCCAAAGUUGUUUGGUUGUUGCACUGUGAUAUGCUUAGUGCGAAAGUUUCUCUAGUACUCCCUCCAA
Brachypodium distachyon (stiff brome) is the source of this 1924-nucleotide messenger RNA. Its product is annotated as exocyst complex component EXO70E2. The record is from RefSeq and is a predicted model, not a curated record. NCBI's taxonomy places the organism in Eukaryota, Viridiplantae, Streptophyta, Magnoliopsida, Poales, Poaceae. Gene Ontology annotation, biological process: exocytosis. The coding region runs from base 120 to 1667 and encodes 515 amino acids. Gene Ontology annotation, molecular function: phosphatidylinositol-4,5-bisphosphate binding. Gene Ontology annotation, cellular component: exocyst. The transcript has a single exon.